Thermothelomyces thermophilus ATCC 42464 is the source of this 1481-nucleotide messenger RNA. RefSeq lists its product as uncharacterized. The record is from RefSeq and is a predicted model, not a curated record. The transcript is spliced from 2 exons. NCBI's taxonomy places the organism in Eukaryota, Fungi, Ascomycota, Sordariomycetes, Sordariales, Chaetomiaceae. Bases 201 to 1052 code for a protein of 283 amino acids.
UUCCGGCUUUAUAUCCGUGCGGUGUGUGUGCCUGGCAUCGCCUUCUGGCACCACUCCUUCCUGUUUCAAUAUAAAUAAUUACUUAGCAUUCAAGUAGCAAGACGAGAUUCGAGGCCCAGCUCUUUGAACAAAAAAGGGCGACAUAUUAGCCCCCCGUCAUUAACCACACAGUAAUUAAUAUCGUCAAGUGAUUCUUCGAAAUGACCGGCUCAAAAGAGCAGGUCUACGCUCCGGGACACCAUCCCUCGCAGACCAAACACCAUGAGUGGCGCACGGCCGAGAACAGCGCCGCCCACCUGAUCCCGCACCUCCAGCGCCUCGGCCGCGAGAGGCCGCACCUCCGCGUGUUGGACGUCGGCGCCGGCUCGGGCACCAUCACGGCCUCCCUGGCCAAGUACCUGCCGCCCGACGGGACCAUCCUGGGGACCGACAUCUCGGACGACAUCCUGGCCCGGGCGCGGGAGCACGCGGCCGCGCAGGGGCCCGACGUGGCCCGGCGGGUCGCCUUCCAGCGCGCCUCCGUCUACGAGCUGCCCUUCCCCGACGGCGCCUUCGACGUCGUGCACGCCCACCAGGUGCUCUGCCACCUGGCCUCGCCCGCCGACGCGGUCCGCGAGAUGGCGCGCGUGUGCGCGCCCGGCGGCGUGGUGGCGCUGCGCGAGGCCGACCUGCGCAUGUGGUGCGCCUGGCCGGCGCUGGACGGGCUGGAGCGGUUUCAGCGGCUCAUGGCCGACGUGCUCGUCGCGAACGGCGGCCAGGCCGAGGGCGGCCGCAGGCUGCUCUCGUGGGUUCUGGAGGCCGGCGCCGAGAGGGGGGACGUGGAGGUCGGCUUCGGGACGUGGUGCUAUAGCGCGCCGGAGGAUCGUAGGGCCUGGGGCGGGUCGAUGAUCAACAGGUUACGGACUGGGCAGAUGCGUGACAAGGGAAUCGAGCUAGGGAUCGUCACAGAAGAGGGCAUCGAGGAGAUGAUCAAGGCUUGGGAAGAGUGGAUUGGGGCAGACGAUGCAACGCUGGGCAUCGUGAAUGGCGAGGUGAUUUGGAAGAAAAAGUAGCACGCGGCGGAAGGGGUUUGAGAUCAAUGCUACCGAGAUACGAGGGGCAUUGAGAUGAAAAUUGAUGAUUUCACCGAUCUUACGGCAACCGAAUUCCGCUCGAGUUGCUGGACAGGGAAACUAUGCCGGGUAAGGAAUGGAAAAAAAGAGUACCUAGCCGCCGAAAGUGCCCUCUCUCUCGUUUCGGUGGCUGCCGGAAGGACAUGGCCGGGAGUCAAAUGAAAGCAACAACCUACCAAAAUUCAGGUACUUGUUUUUUCUAGUGUAGGGUACGAAGUAGUAUACGGACGUACUUUACAAAGACAACUACGAUACAUUCAAGCCUGGUGGGGGCGGGUUGCAGUCGCGGGACUCUAGUCCGUACUCCGUGCUCCGCAUUCCGUAUUUUCAUCUAGAUAAAAAAAUAAGCCUAAGACAGACCGAGACAAU